Molecule: messenger RNA, 2043 nt
Organism: Carya illinoinensis
Lineage: Eukaryota; Viridiplantae; Streptophyta; Magnoliopsida; Fagales; Juglandaceae
Product: mitogen-activated protein kinase kinase 3
Exons: 12
Coding region: 154-1722 (522 amino acids)
Biological process (GO): protein phosphorylation; MAPK cascade
Molecular function (GO): ATP binding; MAP kinase kinase activity
Source: RefSeq, a predicted model, not a curated record
GUGCUCUAAACGCAACGAAACAAUGGUCUGGUUGGCCUAGGAAAAUUUGAAAAUCCGAUAGAAUUCAGGAGUUCCGGUGUUUAUUUACUUGUUAUUACAAGUGUUUCACCUGCUUAUUACAAGCUUUAAGAGGCAAGAGUAGCGAAACCAUUUAUGGCUGGAUUGGAGGAACUAAGAAAAAAGCUUGCGCCAUUGUUUGAUGCCGAAAAGGGCUUCUCACCCGGCUCGACGUUGGACCCUUGUGAUUCCUAUACGCUAUCGGACGGUGGGACUGUUAAUUUAUUGAGCAGAUCCUAUGGAGUGUACAACAUUAACGAGCUGGGGUUGCAAAAGUGCACGUCUUUGCCGCUGGUGGACGAGACAGACAGAAGUGAGAAGACGUACCGGUGUGCUUCACAUGAGAUGAGGAUAUUUGGAGCCAUAGGUAGUGGAGCAAGCAGUGUUGUUCAGAGAGCUAUACAUAUUCCUAGUCAUAGGAUUUUAGCCCUGAAGAAGAUCAAUAUCUUUGAGAAGGAGAAAAGGCAACAGCUUCUCACUGAGAUACGGACAUUGUGCGAAGCUCCUUGCUAUCAGGGUCUUGUGGAAUUCCACGGGGCAUUUUAUACUCCAGACUCUGGGCAAAUAAGCAUAGCUUUGGAAUACAUGGAUGGAGGGUCUUUGGCAGAUAUCUUAAGAUUGCAGAAAAGAAUACCUGAACCUGUCCUUUCAUCUAUGUUUCAGAAGCUCCUUAAUGGGUUAAACUACCUGCAUGGUAUUAGACAUUUAGUUCACAGAGACAUCAAGCCGGCAAAUUUACUUGUGAAUCUGAAGGGGGAGCCAAAAAUAACGGACUUUGGCAUAAGUGCUGGCUUAGAGAAUUCAAUGGCAAUGUGUGCUACUUUUGUUGGAACUGUUACAUACAUGUCACCUGAGCGAAUUCGAAAUGAAAGUUAUUCUUAUCCAGCCGAUAUUUGGAGCCUUGGCCUUGCUCUAUUCGAAUGUGGUACAGGAGAAUUCCCAUAUUCAGCUAAUGAAGGACCUGUCAAUCUUAUGUUACAGAUCUUGGAGGACCCAUCACCGUCACCAUCAAAAUUAAAUUUUUCACCCGAGUUCUGCUCAUUUAUCAAUGCUUGCUUGCAGAAGGAUGCGGAUGCUAGGCCCACAGCAGAGCAGCUUCUUUCACACCCUUUUAUUACAAAGUAUGAUCAUGCUGAAGUGGAUUUAGCAGAAUUUGUCCAAAGCGUUUUUGAUCCAACACAAAGAAUGAAGGAUUUGGCAGACAUGCUGACGAUACAUUAUUACCUACUCUUUGAUGGAUCUGAUGAACAGUGGCAGCAUAUAAAGACCUUAUAUAAAGAAGGUUCAACUUUUAGUUUCUCUGGGAAGAACUCUGUUGGCCCAAAUGAUAUCUUUACAACUCUUUCAAGUAUCCGGACUACAUUAGCCGGUGACUGGCCUGCUGAAAAACUUGUGCAUGUCGUGGAAAAACUUCAGUGCCGUGCUCAUGGGCAAGAUGGAGUUGCCAUUAGGGUAUCCGGAUCCUUCAUUAUUGGGAAUCAGUUUCUUAUUUGUGGAGAUGGCAUACAAGUAGAGGGUUUGCCAAAUUUUAAAGAUCUAUCUGUCGAUUUAUCUAGCAAGCGAAUGGGAACAUUCCAUGAACAGUUCAUCGUGGAACCAAGUAAUCCCAUUGGCCGUUACUACAUAGCUAAGCAGGAGCUGUAUAUAUCCAGUAGAGAAAACUAACAGUGAAGAUCUUCCUCCCAGUCGCAUGACAAGGCCACAAGCUAGCAUUGAACUUCUGACAGGAUAGAUGAUGACGAUUGCUGAGGGGUUGAGGAACCCGAAAAUAGGAACCGGGAAAAUGUUUACCGUUUAUGACCGCUCGCUUUUAUUUUUAUGUGUAUACUGGGCUAAAGUCAUGAUUUAAAUGGUUAGACCCAGUAUUUGUAAAUUGUAGGCAACACCUCGCAACUCACUGUUUUGCUACCAGGAAUUAUUAAAAAAAAAAAAACUAUUUUACACUAUAAAUUCUUGCAUGUGAAUGAGCUACGUAGAUUUUGAUAA